This is a messenger RNA of Camelina sativa (false flax), 663 nucleotides long. Its product is annotated as small ribosomal subunit protein eS25y. The record is from RefSeq and is a predicted model, not a curated record. NCBI's taxonomy places the organism in Eukaryota, Viridiplantae, Streptophyta, Magnoliopsida, Brassicales, Brassicaceae.
UUUGCUCUCACUGUCGUCGCCUUGAACCUCGUCUUCGUCUCUCUACUCUCUUACUCGCCGCCGAUCGUUACUCCGUCUCCGUCAACACCACCAUGGCGCCUAAGAAGGAUAAGGUUCCACCGCCGUCAUCAAAGCCGGCUAAAUCCGGAGGUGGAAAGCAAAAGAAGAAGAAGUGGAGCAAAGGAAAGCAAAAGGAGAAGGUGAACAACAUGGUCUUGUUUGAUCAAGCCACUUAUGACAAGCUUCUCACUGAAGCACCUAAGUUCAAGCACAUUACUCCAUCGAUUCUCUCUGACCGUCUGAGGAUUAAUGGGUCUCUAGCAAGGAGGGCAAUAAGGGAGCUAAUGGCUAAGGGUUUGAUCAGGAUGGUAUCUGCUCACUCGAGCCAGCAGAUCUACACUCGUGCCACCAACACCUAAAAAGCUUGACUUUUUGAUGGUUUGGUUCUCCAGUCUCCUCUCGGGUUUUGUCCUUUGAUGUAUACAUUUAAUCAUCAGAGCUCUUAUAGUUCUUUUUCUUGGGUUUCUUUUGUACCUCCAUUGAGUUAUUUAGAAUGCUGUUUUGAGAUUAUUAUGUUAACUUAAAAUCGAAUUUGCGUUCCAUUUUUGUCCUCUACAGUCGUUUACAUGACAUUGAGUUAUCCAAUUCGGUUUUGGUUUUGCU